Molecule: messenger RNA, 399 nt
Organism: Parastagonospora nodorum SN15
Lineage: Eukaryota; Fungi; Ascomycota; Dothideomycetes; Pleosporales; Phaeosphaeriaceae
Exons: 1
Coding region: 1-399 (132 amino acids)
Biological process (GO): protein N-linked glycosylation
Cellular component (GO): mannan polymerase complex
Molecular function (GO): alpha-1,6-mannosyltransferase activity
Source: RefSeq, a predicted model, not a curated record
AUGCAGGUCAUAGAUGAUAUCUUCGAGACGCUACAUCAGAAGCCCAUGGAGCACAACGUUACGGUGGAGAACGUGACUCUGGAAAUGAUGGGAGACGUGGUAGAUUUCUCCGGACCGCGACGCUUGACAACCGGCGUGUACAAGAGCUUGAGCAAGCAGCUGAAUCAAACGAUUGGGGAAGACGAUCUGUCGAAGCUCCUGCAACCAAAGCUAGUCGGAGAUGUUCUCGUCAUGCCAGGACGCUCGUUCGCGGCUUCGUCCAACACGUACACGGAAGAAGAGAAGGCACAAUUGCCGCCAAAGCUUGUGCUACACCAUUAUGCGGGUUCGUGGAAGAAUGACAAGGGUGGCGAAGACUAUGGCGAUUUAUCAUUUAAGAUGAUGAGCUUUCAGACUUAG